Messenger RNA from Planococcus citri (citrus mealybug), 17607 nucleotides. It is a transcript of the gene shot, whose product is annotated as dystonin-like protein short stop. The transcript is spliced from 72 exons. Gene Ontology annotation, cellular component: intermediate filament; membrane; cytoskeleton. Gene Ontology annotation, molecular function: calcium ion binding; microtubule binding; structural molecule activity. Gene Ontology annotation, biological process: wound healing; intermediate filament cytoskeleton organization; cytoplasmic microtubule organization. The record is from RefSeq and is a predicted model, not a curated record. Bases 642 to 16757 code for a protein of 5371 amino acids. Lineage: Eukaryota; Metazoa; Arthropoda; Insecta; Hemiptera; Pseudococcidae.
AAUCGAAGCGCGAAGUAUCGCGAAACAGGUGAUUAGAUAUCGUGGAUGAAGAUGCUCUGAUGGAUGUUCUGAGUGAGGGUGAAAUUGGAGGUGAUUUUUUUCUCAAUUUUGAGGUUUGGAUUUGCUGGGUUGGGAUAUUUUCACGACGUAUUGUACCAGUAUGUGUAUCUGGAUGGGUUAAAUUCGCUUUGAAAAUUUGUAUACAGAGGCCUGGGCGACGCUCUGUUGUUUACAUACGAGCUCGACGCGAUAUCUAAUCGUAAAAUAACGCUCGUGUUUUCGCGCUGCUGAUUAUUCGGGAAAAAAUGUCGUAUCGUUAUCGAGGAGUUUGUUGUUUCAACGACUUGUAGGCUAAUUUCGUAACAAUUUUUUCGUUAUUAAAUUAGUCGUCACGUCGAUGAUCGUCGAGUGCUGAAAAAUUUUAAAUGUAAAUUUUUUUCCAUUAUUGAAUGAUUUUCGGGUGCUGUGGUGUUUGAAAAAAUCCAACUUGUGCGCGUAUUCAGAUCGAAGAAGAAAACCUUACAAGAUCGGAUAGUUUGGCCCCCCUUGGGCUCGAAUCAGGAGGAAAUUGAAACCAUCUCGGAUACAGAGGAGAAGAAGAGGAGGAUACUUUCGGGUCUAAGGACGACGAAGACGUGAAAAUGUCAUUGUAUCGUUUCAUGAAAUCGUCCUCGUCGUCGAUGAGCGAUUCGCGACGUACCGGAGGCAGCAGCAGCGGAGGUCCGAGCAGCAGCCGGAGGCUAUUUGUCCAGGGAACCCGCGAAGGCGACGAUAAAGAUAAUGUCAAAGACGUGAACGGCGAAAUACAAGAUCUGCAGGCCAUUCACACCAAACGUCAUAUAACCAGCGAUGUGCACGGUUCCAGCGAAGAGUCGAGUAAACGAUUCCGCAACUCGGGCACCAAAUACGUUACCCAUCGAGUGGUGCGAAAGACGACGACACUGACCAGAGGCGAAGAGAAAUCCAUGUCCGAGAGUCUAAUGAAAUCGGGGGAAACUUCAGUCAUCCAUGUACCGGCUGAUAAAGCCAUCUCGAGCAGAUCGUAUCAUUCGUCUAAAUCUAGACAUGCUAAGAUAUCCGAUAUCGUGGUCGGAGAAGAAUCCAAUGUUUCUGCCAAAGAAGCUUUGCUCAAAUGGGCCCGUCGUUCGACGGCCAAGUAUCCCGGAGUCAAGGUUAACGAUUUUACCUCAUCUUGGAGGGAUGGACUUGCCUUUAAUGCCAUUAUUCAUAGGAAUAGGCCGGACUUGGUAGACUGGAGGGAACUUCGAUCGAGAGUCGUUCGCGAUAGAUUGGAACACGCUUUUCACACCGCCGAAAGAGAAUACGGUGUUACCCGUUUGCUGGAUCCCGAAGAUGUCGAUACGCAUGAAAUCGACGAGAAGUCAAUUAUUACGUAUAUCUCUUCGCUAUACGAUGUGUUCCCCGAACCACCUCCUGUUCAUCCGUUAUACGAAUCGAAAUAUUCCGAAAGUAUCGAAGAAGUUAAUAUGGAAAUGACACGAGAACAAACGAUACACGAAGAAAAGAAAAGAUCGGACAGAUUGCAAAGACUGGCCGACAAAGUCCACCGUGAAAUCAAACGUAUCGAUAUUCAAAUGGAAGAUACGGAAUCGAAGAUCAAAGAAGAAAGUCGCAGAUUAGAACGUCUGCAUCCGUUAGACGCGAAACACAACAUCGAAUUACUCGAACAAGAGUUAAGAAUCACCGAGGAAAAUAUCCAGUCGUUAUUCACAGACGUUCAAACCCUCCACGAAGGAAGAUAUCCGCAAGCUUCUGAUUUAAAUAAAAGAGUGGAGAAAUUACACCAACGUUGGUUAUCGUUGCGGUCAUUACUACACUCCAGACUGAUAGCUCCGUUGUCGUCGUUAUCAUUCCCAUAUGUCGAAGAACACACCGUCACGAGGCAGACGCGUACCAUUUUAGAGACACGUUUAAUGGACACUAGUCCUUACUUCAAGAAUUUACAAGAAUGCAUAGAAUGGUGUUCGAGGAAAUUGAAACAAAUCCAAGAAGCCGACUACGGAUCUGACUUGCCAGGCGUCCAAGCCGAAUUAAAUUCUCACCUACGCGAACACAACAGCAUCGAACAGUUCCACGCUAGAUGCGAACAAUGUAUAAAUGCCAAAAAUAAUUUCCACGGAGACGAACUCGCAGUGUACACUCAGCACCUUAAUACUUUACAAAAGCUGUACACCGAGUUGCUGUCUACCUCUAGCAAACGAUUAUCAGAUUUGGAAACCCUGUUGGAUUUCCUGCAAUCGGUGUCCAAUCAUCUAGUAUGGUUGAACGAAAAAGAAGAAAUCGAAUUGACUCGUGAUUGGAGCGAUAGAGAUCUUAAUCUGGUCAGCGUACAACAGUAUUAUAAGAACUUAAUGACGGAGCUAGAAAAACGCGAAAUCCAAUUCCACGCGAUGCAAGAUCGUGGAGAAUCGUUACUUUUGCAGCAUCAUCCGGCUUCGAAGACUAUCGACUCGUACAUGUCAGCCAUGAAUAACCAAUGGUCGUGGAUCCUCGAACUGAUCCAAGCCUUGGAAACACAUCUGAAACACUCGUCGUACUACCAACAAUUCUACAAAGAUGUGCGAGAGGCCGAAAAUUGGCUCAAUAAACGAGACGAAUUGCUCAACUCUACUUAUAGCCAGUCCGACUUCACCUUGGAUGAAGGAGAACGACUUUUGAAAGGUAUGCAAGAACUUCGCGAAGAGCUCAACUCGUACAGUGAAGUGGUGCAAAAUCUGGCCGAACGUGCUCAAAAUGUUGUACCUUUGAAACAACGCCGUCAACCCGUUACCCGACCUAUACCGAUACUUGCUGUUUGUAAUUAUAAACAAAAUAACGUACAUAUUCAAAAAGGCGACCAAUGGGUAUUACACGAUAAUUCGGGACGUAUCAAGUGGAGAGUAUCGAGCGGAGCUAGUAACUCGGAUUGCAAUAUACCAGGAGUCGUGUUCUUGAUACCACCUCCGGAUAAAGAAGCUUUAGAAGCUAUCGAAAGACUCAAACGUCAAUUCGAACGAUCGAUCGCGUUAUGGCAACGUAAACAACUACGUAUGAGACAGAAUAUGAUUUUCUCAACGAUCAAAGUCGUUCGUAGUUGGGAUCUGGCUCAAUUCUUGGCUAUGGGAGCUGAUCAAAGGAACGCUAUUCGUAAAGCGUUGAACGAAGAUGCCGCCAAGUUACUCGAAGAAGGCGAUCCGGCUGAUCCGCAGCUCAGAAGAUUGAGACGCGAAAUGGACGAAGUGAAUAGAUUAUUCGAUGAAUUCGAAAGACGUGCCAGAGAAGAUGAGGAAAAUCGUAACGCUACCAGGAUAUUCAACGAUAAAGUUGCUCUGCUACAAGCUGCCUUGGAUGAAGCGGAACAUACGCUUAAUACGAAAUUAAAUUCGCCUAUUCCGAGGGAUGUUGAUAGUUUGGAGCAUCUGGUUAUUCAACAUAGAGAUUUCGAAACCAGGCUUAAGGCUUUGAGCUCAGACAUGGACACCGUCCAAGACGCAUUCAAAGCAAUUACACGAAAAACGCCGGCCAUCCAAUCGAAAAUGGACAGAGUAUCGAAUCAAUGGAACAACUUAUGGAAUUUAUCUCAUUUAUACGUAGAAAGGUUGAAAUGCGUAGAGGUCGUAUUAAGCGGCGUAAACGAAAUGAACCACGUAUUGUCCGAUUUCGAAAUAAAAUUAGCUUCGUACGGUGAAAUGCCUUCGGAAUUAGAAGCUCUAAAAGCUGUUCAUAAGGAUUUAUUAACGUUACAAAAUAACGUAACGAUGCAACAAUCGGUUAUGGAUCAGCUGAUGGAAGAUGGCCGAAAUGCCAGACGUCUGGUCGAGAAAUCACGCCACCAUAUUCAUCAUGGAGGUCCUCAUCACGAUCUGGAUCGCCUGGAUACCGAAUUAAAUAGACUUACUACUCGUUGGAAUAAUAUUUGCAGUCAGCUAGUCGAUAGGUUAAGAAGCUGCGAAGCAGCAUACGGUUUAUUGGAGAAGUACGCGAAUUCGUAUCAACAGGAGGUGAAAAUCAUCGACGAAAGUUACCAAAAAUUAAACGCCCUAACUCCGAUCAAAUCGCAAGCCAUUGAACAAAUCGAACCAACUAAGAAAUUAUUUAAAAAUGUUAUGGAAAGGAUUCCAGCAGUAGAACAAGUUAACAUUGACGGUGGUAGAUUUAUUAGAGAAGCUAAGAUUUACGACGUACGAUUGUUACACUAUUGCGAAUGGCUGGUGGACGAGGUUCACCCGCAACUGCAGAGUUCGGUUACGAAUAAGAAAAAGAUCAAACUGGAGUACAUGAGCGGAUGCGGCGAGGCUGCUGUCUCACACGAGCUGGACAUGCUGAAUAAUCGUUUCGAAGCGUUGAUGAACGUGCUGUACGAUCGCAUCAAACAGAUGGUCACACUGUACCCGGAUGACGCCGAGUUAAAGGAGUUGGUUUUCAACAUGGAGCCUAAACCGUUGAAAACUUUCAGAACCGAGUUCAGUAUUUACGAGCAGUCUUCGUCUACGACGUAUAUUCCAUCGCCGGACAGGAUAACGAACGGCAAAGACACCGUCGAUGUAUCGUCAUCGUCGAACACGUUCUACAUCCACGAUCCGCGUUCCGAGCGUACUUUCGAUUUAGAAUCGUCACCUUUAUCGGCUGUGAAAAUGGGUACCUCGUCGUCGACCCCUCUAAACGGCGGCGGCGUCGGCGGCGUUGCCUACGAAUCGAUGCAUUUCACCGAAAUCCGGUCGUUACGUAAGGUACACAAAUCGGACUCGGGUACCGGGCCGACUACGGAUCGUAACGGUUUCGAUAUAACCGAUAUGAAAGGCAUCGUGCAUCCCGAAACCAAAGAAGUGCUCACCGUCGAAGACGCCAUAAGACUGAGAAUCUUGGACGUGCGAACGGGUAAAAUCGCCGUAGGCGGUAUGCCCGGAUCGUCGAAGACUACGUAUAUUAGUAUAGAAGACGCCGUCAAGUGCGGUCUAGUCAUGCCCGAGUUAGCUGCCAAAUUACUAGGUCCGUGCGGCAUCAGCAAAGACGGCAGUCAGACGCCGAUCUCGUUGCUGGAAGCCAUACAACGCGAACUCGUGGACGCCGAACGCGGCCCUAUGGAAAGACUGAAGCAAGCGAUGGAAGAGAAGUAUCGUCUGACUGAUGACACGUUGAGCGAACUUUUAUCGUGGAUUAGCGAAAUCGAGGAUCGUAUUUCGAACCAAGAUGUCGCCCAAGAGGAUGUUAACCAACUCAGGAACCAAAUAAAUAUUCUAAAACUUCUGAAAGAAGAAAUCGACUCCCAAGCCCGUCCAGUUACCAGCUGCCUUGAUCAAGUCCGCCAAGUGGUGGCCACCGGCAGCGAAUACCUUUCCAGAGACGAAAUCAGCAACCUGGAAAGGAAAGGCAAAUCAUUGAGGACUCGUUACGAUCGAGCCAACGAAAGAACCGAUAAACUAUUACGUCGUUUAUCCGCCGCCAGAGACGAAUUAACCAAAUUCAAAAACGACCUGACCAUCUUCACCACAUGGAUGGAUAAAGCUCAAAAGACGUUGGAUGAAAAAGAGAAAUCGAUAUCGAAUUUGAAUAAGAUAGACGGGUCUUUCGAAUCGACUCGAGAUUUCGUCUCGGACGUUAUUGCCCAUCAAGCCGACCUCAGGUUUAUUACAAUGGCUGCUCAGAAAUUCGUCGACGAAUCAAAGGAGUAUUUGACCUGCUUGAACGAAUUCAGAACCAGUUUACCGUCCAGGUUACCUCACAUCGAGCCGAUCUCUGCGCAAGAUAGCGUAGUCAGGAAUACAGUUUCGGUGGUUAGUUCACAGUAUCGGGAUUUAUUGGCCAGAGUUAACGCUUUGUCUGAUAAACUCAGCGGUCUCGGAUCCAAACAGAAAGAGUACAGGGAUGCUCUGAACGCUGCCAGGGCUUGGCUCAGGGAAGCUGAACCUAGAGCUAAUAAGAUUUUAAUCGAACCGGUUGCCGCUGAUCCGAAUGCAUUGGAGGAUCAACUCAGUCGUACGAAAGCUCUCAAUAACGAAUUUGUUUCCCAAGGACGUCUUAUCGAUAAUGCCAAACAAGCAUUAGAUGCUUUACUCAGAUCACUCGAAGGUCAGCUGUCACCUGGUGAAAUGGCUAACCUCAAGAACCCAGUUCUCGAAGUAGAAGAUAAAUAUCGUCAGUUGUGCGACGCCUUGGCUGAUAAAUGUCAAACAUUGGAUAACGCCUUGGUUCAGUCCCAAGGUGUCCAAGAUGCUUUGGAUAGUUUGCUUCAUUGGUUGAACGAUGCUGAGAAUACUCUCAAGAAUAUCACCAGACCAGCCAGUUUGCACAAGGAACGUUUGGAAGAUCAAAUGAGAGAACAUCGAGUCUUACGAGCCGAUGUCGAUUCACACCGAACGAGCGUCGAUAGUGUUACUCAAUCUGCUCAACAGCUCAUCAACACCGCCAGCAAUCCCAGACUGGCAAAGAAAAUCGAAACGAAACUACGCGAUGUUGUAUCCAGGUAUGAAAAACUACUCGACAAAGUGGUCAAACGUAACGAACUGUUGGCCGAAAUCCACCACGGUUUGACCGUAUUCAAUGAUCAAGCCUCCUCGCUGGAGAGAUGGCUCGGCGAAGCUUUGGAAGUCGUUCCAGAAGCAUCGGAUAACAAAGUCGAAGACCUUAUUGCUCAAAAAGAAACCUUGAAACAUACUUUGGAUCAAGUGAUUCGAGAUGGUAAAGCUUUGAUCAACCAUAAAGAUGUCACAGACACUGCCAAUGUUCGUGAUAGGAUCAAGGCUUUGGAAGUGCUGUGGAAGGAUUUGAACCAAUUGCUGGAUGAGAAACAUCGUAACUCGAAGCUUCGUUCGGAGCAACUGAACGCGUACGAGAAAUUAAGAGACCAAGUUUUGGUUUGGUUGACGAAUAUCGAAAAUCGUGUCAAUAGACUAGAUCCAGUCGCUGUCGAAAUGGAAAUGGUCAAGAAACAGAUUGAAGAGUUGAAGCCUAUUCUCAAGGAACACAGAGAAUACGCGGUCACCAUUGAUAAAGUUAACGAUCUAGGUAACGCUUUCGAUUCGCUGAGUCGACCAGAAACUCCGACCAGGAGGAGGAAUACUGCGUCUCCUACCAAACGUACUACUCUAGGAGCUACCUAUGGACGAAGAGGUUCUCAGGAUAGUACACCGUCCCCGUCCAGAGGUCUAGGGUACUUGACCCAGAGUCCAGGCGGUUCGAGCGGUUUUGGUAGUCGAAGGUCAUCCCAAGACGGAUUUUUAUUAGAUGAAUUAUCCGACGUUCAACAACAAUUGGCCGAAAUCAACAACCGUUAUAACCUGCUCGGAGCCAGAUUAUCAGAUCGUCAAUCUGAACUGGAUACCAUCAAGGAAGAGCUGAGGAAACACUUGGAACAUUUCCGAUCAUUGUCUCAAUUCUUGGAUAAAAUCCAGAGAAUGUUACCCAAAGAGACCAUUCCGCAGAGCAAAGAAGACGCCGAUAAAUUGGCUAAAAAUAUCAAAAGUAUUCUGGAGGAGAUGUACGAAAAACAAGCGUUACUCGAAAGCACCAGAGCCGGUAUCAGCGAUUUACUCAGAAAGAAACCAACAGCUUACGGAGCUGAUAUUUUACACGAUGAAAUCCAAGAGAUCUCUGCCCGCUGGAAGAAUCUCAACGACCAGUGCAAAAACCGAAUUCAAUUACUCGAAAACCUGAAAGAUUUCCACGACACACACGAUAACCUAUCGAACUGGUUGAGUGCCAAGGAUCGUAUGAUGACGGUGCUAGGACCGAUCUCUUCGGACUCGCGUAUGGUCCAAAGUCAAGUCCAACAAGUACAAGUACUUCGCGAAGAAUUCCGUACCCAACAACCGCAGCUCAAUCACUUUAAGAAUAUCGGUGAAAGUAUUCUGACUCAAGUACCGGAUCGUAAAUCACCGGAUGCUCAGAAAAUCUCGACGAAAUUGGCGAAUAUUCAAAAACGAUGGAACGAUUUGCUCUCCAGAUUGGACGAAAGAGCCGAGAAUUUGGGUGCUGCUGCGGAUAGCUCUCGCGAAUUCGAUGCUGGUUUGGCUCGACUUCGAGAUGCAUUGCAGAAUAUCUCGGAUCAGUUGGACGAUAUUCCUCACGAUAAAGAACCCGAAGAACAAUUGAGAAAAGUUCAAGCUUUGGAAAGGCAGCUCGAAGGUCAACGUCCGCUGUUGGCUGAUUUGGAAGCGGCUGGAGCUCAACUCUGCGAAGUUCUCAGUGAUCCUACAUCUAGGGCUGAAAUUCAAGGCAAAUUAUCCGCCGUCAACAGACAGUAUAAUAAUUUGCAAAAGAAACUCGAUCAUCGUAAAGCUGAAAUUGAGGGAUCGUUGAGAGACGGUCGUCAAUUCGAGGCUACCUGCGCUAAAUCCUUAGGAUGGCUUAGCGAGCAGCUGGGUCAACUACCCGAACGAUUACUUGUAUCGGCUGAUAGGGAAAUACUCCAGCAGCAAGUCGAUCAACACGAACCUAUUUACAAAGAAGUUAUCCAUAAAGAACACGAGAUCAUCAUGUUGUUGAAUAAAGGAAGAGAUCAGCUGGCUCGUGCUACUCAACUGAAUCGUACCGAUUCGCGGAAUCUGCAGAGAGAACUGGAUAAAAUUCAACAGCUUUGGGAUCGUUUGCGUAGAGAUGCUGUUGAUAGGCAGACCAGAUUGCAGACUUGCAUGGAACAUUGCCGUAAAUACUACAAAGCCUUGGAGACCUUUAUACCUUGGCUGUCUCAAGCUGAAAACAAACUAGACUCAUUGAGACCAGACACAUUCAAGCGAAUCGACGUCGAAAAGCAACUACGAGAGCUGUCUGCAUUCAGAAACGAUGUCUGGAAACACUCCGGAGAAUUCGAGAACCUUAAAACACUGGGAGAAACUUUCCUAGCAGCUUGCGACGUCGACAAAGAACUAGUCAAACAAGAACUGGCCGCUGUAAAGACCAGAUGGGAUAAAUUGAAUAAUGAAUUACUCGAACGUACCCAAUGGUUGGAAGACACCGCUCGCAGAUUAGCUGACUUCUCGGAGAAUUUGAGAGACCUGGCUCAUUCUGUGCAAAGAUGCGAAGAUAAACUAGCUUCUCACGAUGCCCUCGGAGGAGCUGCUCGUGAUCCGAAAAUGCUCGAUAGAAUCAAGGCGUUGAGAGAAGAAACAGUCGGAUUAAGGAAACCAUUACAAGGAGUACGCCAGACUGCUAAAGAUUUGGUGGCUGAAGCAGCUGAACUGGGAGUUGGUAAUGCUUCUCAUUUGGUCGACGAUUGUGAUGGAAUUGCCGAACGAUUGGAUGAUUUACAAGCGAAAUUAGACGAUCGAUGCAGCCAAUUGCAGUCCGCUUCUACGGCUAUGGCUCAAUAUAAUGAAAAAGUGAAAGGUUUAAGUAUGAAUUUAUCUGCUUUGGAACAAGAAUUAGACGCCAUGAAACCGGUCGGUCGCGAUAUCAAAACGGUUCGAUCUCAAUUGGACGAUAUCAACAAGCUGAUCAAAAAGAUUGUUGUCGCCAACGAUGACGUAUUAGCGGUCAUCGAAGCCGGCGAUCACCUAGUCGACUCUGGAUUCGCUCCUGAUACGGCGGUCACUCGCGAACAAACCGAAACAUUAUCUCGUCAAUUGAACAGAUUAGACGAGAGAGCUCGUAACAGACAGAAUGAUAUUGAAACCAUGCUCGAUAAAUUGCAAGACUUCCAACAAAAUCAUUCCGCUGUGUUGGAUGAUAUUGCUCAUGCUGGAGAAGAGUUACGUAGAUUGAAACCGGUCGGAUCGGAAGUCGAGGUUAUUAAAUCGCAACAAGAAGAAUUCGCCAGUUUCCGUAAGAUGAUGGUUGAACCAUUGGCUCAAUCUGUAGACGAUGUCAACAAAGUGGGACAAGGAUUGAUACAAUCGGCCGCCGGAGGUGUCAAUACGUCCAGCUUGGAGAAAGAUUUGGAGAAAUUGAACGAUAAAUGGAAUGCAUUGAAAGAUAAAUUGAACGAACGUGACAGGAAACUGGACGUUGGUCUAUUGCAAUCUGGUAAAUUCCAAGAAGCUCUGGCCGGUUUAGCCAAAUGGUUGACAGAUACCGAAGAAAUGGUAGCCAAUCAGAAACCUCCUUCUGCCGAUUACAAAGUAGUCAAGGCUCAGUUACAAGAACAAAAAUUCUUGAAGAAAAUGUUACUUGAUCGUCAAAACUCGAUGUCUUCGUUGUUCGCCAUGGGCAGCGAAGUAGCCGCAGGAGCCGAUCCUAGCGAACGUAAAGCCAUCGAACGUCAACUACGCGACUUAAUGCAACGAUUCGAUAACCUGACCGAAGGCGCAGCUCAACGUAUGGAUGCUUUAGAAAGAGCCAUGAUCGUCGCCAAAGAAUUCCAAGAUAAAUUGAUACCGAUUUUGGAAUGGCUCGACACGACCGAGAAGAAAAUCAAAGACAUGGAACUCAUUCCUACCGACGAAGAGAAAAUCCAACAACGUAUCAAAGAACACGAUGCUCUGCAUAAAGAUAUCCUUCGUAAAAAACCAGCUCUUACCGAGUUGACCGAAGUAGCCAGCGCUUUAAUGGCUCUGGUUGGCGAAGACGAAGCCUCCGGUGUUGCUGAUAAGCUGCAAGAUACAGCCGAUCGUUAUACAGCUUUGGUAGAUGCGUCUGAAAACGUUGGACAACUUUUGCAAGCGUCCAGAGCCGGAUUGAGACAUUUGGUGUUGACGUAUCAAGAUUUACAAGCUUGGAUGGAAAGCAUGGAUAAUCGACUGAAUCGUUAUAAAGUUAUGCCAGUUCAUUCGGAGAAAUUGCUCAGGCAUAUGGAAGAUUUAGCGGACGUUACCGAAGAAAUCGCCAACCGUCAAAUGGACGUCGACAGUACCGUCGAUAGUGGACUAGAACUGAUGAAACAUAUUUCCAACGACGAAGCUAUUCAAUUAAAGGAUAAAUUAGAUUCGCUGCAAAGACGUUAUCACGACUUGGUCUCCAGAGGAGCUGAUUUGUUGAAAAAUGCCCAAGAAGCUUUACCAUUGGUUCAGCAAUUCCAUAACUCGCACAAUAGACUCGUCGAUUGGAUGAUGGAUGCUGAAUCGCAGCUUCAAGUCGCCGAGCCCAGAGAAGAAGAGAUUGAUCGGCUCGUAGCCGAUAUUCAAGAAUUCCGUCCAGUUUUGGAAAACAUCAACUUGAUCGGACCUCAGCUAUGUCAAAUUUCACCAGGCGAAGGAGCUGCCACCAUCGAAGGUUUGGUAACUCGUGACAAUCGCAGAUUCGACGCUAUCGUCGAGCAAAUCCAAAGGAAAGCAGAAAGAAUCCAUCUGUCGAAACAACGUUCUUUGGAAGUUAUCGGCGAUAUCGACGAAUUAUUGGAUUGGUUCCGUGCGGUAGAAUAUCAGCUCAGAGAUAGCGAACCACCUAGCGCCGAACCAGAUAUCAUCAGAAUGCAAUUGAAAGAGCACCGUGCCUUGAAUGACGACAUCUCCAGCCAAAAGAGUCGUGUACGCGAUGUACUUUCCACUGCCAAAAAAGUUUUGAGAGAAUCCGUACAUAACGACGAAAUAGCUACGAUCCGUGAAAAAAUGGAAGACUUGAAGGAAAUGAUGGACACGGUAUCGAAACUCAGCUCGGACCGACUCAGUAUUCUCGAACAAGCUCUCCCACUAUCGGAGCAUUUCCAUCAAUCUCACGCCGAUUUGAGCUCUUGGCUUGAUGAAAUGGAACAACAAGUUUCCAUGUUGGCUAUGCCUGCCUUGAGACCGGAUCUCAUCGCUCAGCAACAAGAUAGAAAUGAGAUGUUCAUACAAUCGAUCAACGAACACAAACCAUUGAUCGAAAAGUUGAACAAAACUGGCGAAGCUUUGAUUCGUUUAUGUAAUCCGGAAGAAGGAUCCAAAGUACAGGAUAUCAUGGACUCGGAUAACGCUCGUUACGCAGCCCUACGUUUAGAAUUGAGACAACGACAACAAGCUUUAGAGAAAGCCCUCCAAGAAACUAGUCAGUUUAGUGAUAAAUUAGAAGGAAUGUUGAGAGCUUUGGCCAACACAGCCGAUCAAAUCGCCGGAGCUGAUCCGAUCAGCGCUCAUCCGCCCAGAAUACGCGAUCAAAUCGAUGAAAAUUCGGCCCUCGUUGAAGAUCUGGAUAAACGCGAGGAAGCUUUCUUGGCUGUAAAGAAGGCUGCCAACGAUGUCAUCAGUAAAGCUCCUAAUGCCGCUGAUCCGGCUGUAAGAGACAUGAAACGUAAAUUGGAGAAACUGAAUAAUCUAUGGAAUGAAGUACAAAAAGCUACGACUGAUCGAGGCAAGAGUCUUGACGAAGCUUUGGCCUUAGCCGAGAAAUUCUGGGAUGAAUUACAAGCGGUAAUGGCCACGUUGAGAGACCUCCAAGACUCAUUGAACUCGCAAGAACCACCGGCAGUUCAACCAGCAGCCAUCCAACAACAGCAAGUCGCCUUGCAAGAGAUCAAGGCUGAGAUCGAUCAGACCAAACCGGAUGUCGAACAAUGUCGCGCCAGUGGACAUCAAUUGAUGAGAAUCUGCGGCGAGCCGGACAAACCAGAGGUCAAGAAACACAUCGAAGACUUGGACAAUGCUUGGGAUAAUAUCACAGCUUUGUUCGCCAAACGCGAAGAAAAUCUGAUCAACGCUAUCGAAAAAGCAAUGGAAUUCCACGAAACAUUGCAAGAUAUUUUGGACUUCUUGGAUAAAGCUGAGACCAGGUUUAGUAAACUGGGCCCAUUGGGAUCUGAUAUCGAUGCUGUUAAACGACAAAUCUCGCAGUUGAAACAAUUCAAAGCUGAUGUUGAUCCACAUAUGGUUAAAGUGGAAGCUCUGAAUAGACAAGCUCAAGAAUUAACGGAGAGAACUUCGGCCGAACAAGCGGCAGCUUUGAAGGAACCUUUGGCCAGCGUUAACCGCAGAUGGGAUGAACUUCUCAGAGGUAUUGUCGAAAGGCAAAGGCAAUUGGAGAACGCUCUUUUGCGUUUGGGUCAAUUCCAACACGCUCUUGCUGAGUUACUCGCCUGGAUCGAUGCGACGAAUAGAACUCUGGAUAACGAAUUGAAACCGGUGGCUGGCGAUCCUCAACUUUUGGAGAUCGAGUUGGCUAAAUUGAAGGUUUUGGUGAACGAUAUUCAAGCUCAUCAAUCGAGCGUUGAUACUUUGAACGAUGCUGGAAGACAGUUAAUUGAAAGUGGCAAAGGUACAGAUGAGGCUUCUACGACGCAAGAUAAAUUAUCUACGCUGAAUCGCAGAUGGCGUGAUUUACUCCAGAAGGCGGCCGAUAGACAGCUCGAACUUGAGGAAGCUUUGAGAGAUGCUCAAAGAUUCGCUGCCGAAAUCCAAGACCUUCUGUCCUGGUUGGGUGAAGUAGACGGUGUAAUCGCCGCUUCUAAACCAGUCGGUGGACUGCCAGAGACCGCUACCGAGCAAUUAGAAAGAUUCAUGGAGGUUUACAACGAAUUAGAAGACAACAGACCGAAAGUAGAGACUGUAUUGGCUCAAGGACAAGAGUACCUGAAGAAAUCUCCCACCGGAGCUGGUAAUCUGCAGCAUAAUUUGAAGACAUUGAAACAACGAUGGGAUAGUGUGACUGCUCGAGCUAAUGACAAAAAGAUCAAGUUGGAGAUCGCUUUGAAGGAAGCUACCGAAUUCCACGAAGCUUUACAAUCUUUCAUCGACUGGCUUACGAAUGCUGAAAAAGUAUUGACGAAUUUGAAACCGGUAUCGAGAGUUCUACAGACUAUCUUGACCCAAAUCGAAGAACACAAGUCGUUCCAAAAAGACGUGAGUGCUCAUCGAGAAGCCAUGUUGCAUUUAGAUAAAAAAGGAACCCAUCUGAAGUAUUUCUCCCAAAAACAAGAUGUCAUUUUGAUCAAGAACUUGUUAAUAAGUGUUCAACAUAGAUGGGAACGUGUAGUAGCUAAAAGCGCCGAACGAACCCGUGCCCUGGACCACGGUUACAAAGAAGCCCGCGAAUUCCACGACGCCUGGUCCAACCUGAUGAACUGGCUCUUAGAAACCGAAAAAGGACUCGACGAAUUAGCCGUUGAAGCGACCAGCAUCGGCAACGAUCCGGAAAAAAUAAAACAACGAUUGGCCAAACAUCGCGAAUUCCAAAGAGCCCUCAGUGGUAAACAGGCGACCUACGAUUCGACAAUGCGAAUGGGCAAAGCUCUCAAAGAACGAGCACCUAAAUCGGACGAACCUCAUCUGCGUCAAAUGAUGGCUGAACUGAAAGAGAAAUGGAACUCGGUGUGUUCGAAAUCGGUCGACAGGCAGCGUAAACUGGAAGAAGCCUUGUUGUACUGCGGUCAAUUCAAGGAUGCUUUGGAAGCGUUGUUGGAUUGGUUAAAGAAAACGGAGAAACAACUUUCCGACGAAGGUCCGGUUCAUGGUGAUUUGGAUACUGUGAAUGCGCUCAUUGAUCAGCAUAAGGCUUUCGAACAAGAUUUAUCGAAUCGUGCAUCUCAACUCGAAUCUGUCAAAGAAACUGCCAAAGAACUGAUCAGAAAAGCCAGUCCGGAAGAUGCUGCCACUCUUAGAUCACAAUUGAAUGAAAUCGAUUCGUUGUGGACGAGGACGAAUAAACUCAGCGAACGUAAAAACAAAAGAUUGAUGGAAGCAUUGAGAGAUGCCGAAGAACUCCACAGAUCGGUGCACAUGUUAUUAGAAUGGCUCUCAGAUGCCGAAAUGAAACUCCGAUUCGCCGCCACCCUGCCAGAAGACGACCAAGAAACCAGAAACCAACUUUCCGAACACGAGAAAUUCAUGCGAGAAUUAGCCGACAAAGAGCACGAAAAAGACGCCACCAUCGCUCUAGCUCAACGUAUCUUGGAGAAAGCUCAUCCAGACGCUGUCUCCGUCAUUAAACACUGGAUAACGAUCAUCCAAUCCAGAUGGGACGAAGUUUCCACUUGGGCUAAACAACGAGAUCAUAAACUGAGCGAUCAUUUGAGAUCGUUGCAAGAUCUGGAUUCGCUAUUGGAAGAACUUUUAGCCUGGUUGCUAGGAUUAGAAAAUAGAUUAUUGAACUUGGAAGCCGAACCACUCCCGGAUGAUAUUCCUAUCAUCGAGAGACUGAUCGAAGAACACAAGGAAUUCAUGGAAACCACCUCUCAAAGACAGCACGAUAUCGAUACCGUAUGCAAAGCUAAACAAGUACCCUUGGUUGAACGUAAAGCUCCUGCUAAGAAAGUUACUCCGAGCUUCAAGUCGUCUCGUGAUAAUUUGUUACAAGAUAAACAAAGUAAAACUAGUGUGGGCUCGAGGGAGAAAUUGGACGUUCUACCUCAUUACGGACCAAGAUUCCCACCUAAAGGAAGCAAAGCAACCGAACCAACAUUCCGUAACCCGAGAUGUAAACAGCUGUACGAUAAAUGGCGCAAUGUCUGGAUUUUGGCGUGGGAACGUCAAAGACGCCUGCAAGAAAAACUCAACUACUUGAGAGAGCUCGAGAAAGUUCGCAACUUCUCAUGGGAUGACUGGCGCAAACGAUUCUUGAAAUUCAUGAACCACAAGAAAUCCAGAUUGACAGACUUGUUCAGAAAGAUGGAUAAAAAUAACGACGGCUUGAUCCCGAGAGACGAUUUCAUCGACGGAAUCAUGAAAACUAAAUUUGAUACGAGUAAAUUGGAAAUGAACGCUGUGGCUGACAUGUUCGAUCACGACGGAGCUGGAUUAAUCGACUGGAAAGAAUUCAUCGCUGCGUUGAGACCCGACUGGGAAGAGAAACGACCAGACACCGAGGCUGAAAAGAUCCACGAUGAAGUGAAACGUCUAGUGAUGUUGUGUACCUGUAGGCAGAAAUUCCGAGUGUUCCAAGUUGGCGAAGGCAAAUAUAGGUUCGGAGACAGUCAAAAAUUACGCCUUGUUCGUAUCCUGAGAUCAACGGUCAUGGUUCGAGUAGGCGGAGGUUGGGUAGCUCUGGACGAAUUCCUUGUCAAAAACGAUCCUUGCCGAGCUAAAGGCCGUACGAAUAUCGAAUUGCGAGAGCAGUUUAUACUGGCCGAUGGCGUUUCACAAAGCAUGUCUGCAUUCAAACCGAAACAUAGCACAGCCAGUGAAAAGCAGAAAUCCGUUUCUUUAACCUCCAACACUGGACCUAUCACCAAGAUAAGAGAACGUACCACCAGAAGCGUACCGCUGGGUAAGACGGUGAACAGAAAUAUUGGCACGCCCGAUUCCCUAAGUGAUAACGAAUCAUCACCUUAUGCCAGGACGCCGGUUAGGAAGGCAGCUACUCCUACUUUCAAAGGAGGAAGUUUACCGGGAAGUCGUGGAAAUAGUCGUCCUGCCAGUCGUCAAGGAAGUAAACCACCGAGUCGACAUGGGUCGAAUUUGUCACUCGAUAGCACUGACGAUGGCACACCGAGUAGAAUACCAAGAAGAUCGACCUCCUCCUCGAAGAGUAGCGGUUUAUCAUCGAGGAAACCAUUAAAUGGAUCACUGAGUAGUACUAGAUCUCCUUCCGGCUUAACUAGUCCGAUAUCAGCGGAUAGCAGGUCUGGUUCGAUAAUACAUAGAGCAUCGAGCAUACCAACGUUAUCUGCAGUUGGUUCUAGCGGCUCACGGAUACCCGUUUAUGUUGGGUCAUCUUCUGCGGAUACCUCACAGCAAAUAUCUGUAUCUUCUUCGUCCUCUGGUCGGACUUCGAGUCUUCCUACACCAUCUUCAAGUCAUAUACCUCACUUAAUAAGAGCCAGAACACCAUCCGGUACAUCGACGCCGGUCUCUUCGGCAUCCACCGCCGCCGCAGGUGGCACCAGAUUACAAAGAAAGUCAUCAGGAGCUUCGGAUAUAUCGCGUAGAAAUUCCAAAACUCCAACUCCGACCGAAUUACGAGCACCAUUCCGUCUGUAAUAUAAUGUCAAACAUUUAUGAGACGGAUUAUAUUUACCAAUUUCCCCCCUCCCCCCCUCUUUAUAUACUUUUUUCUCUUCGAAAAACUAACUUAAUUCUAACCUUCCUAUUUCCUUUCUCUUUUUUUUGCAAUUGUUUCUAAUUUUUAUACUUGUAAUUUUAUUUAUAUUGUUCUCUUUGAUAUUUAAUCAUGUGAUCAUUGUUGUUACUAGGAUUCUUUAUUUUUUUUGUUUAUUGAUUUUUUUUCUAUAUAAAUUUUAUGUAAUAAUAACAACUUCGCUAAUCGAAAUAAUUUUUGAUAAAGAAAAAAAAACGAAUUACGUACAAUGUCGCGUAUUUUGCUGCGGAGUUGAAACAAACAAACAACCAUCGAGCUAGAAAUGAAAAAUACGAAUAGACCGCAGCAAAGUGAUAUUAUUUAUUAAGUGAAUUUUUUUUAUUAAUUAAUUUAUUGUAGAUAAUACGUGAAAAACUAUUAGCGUUGUUUUUUUUCCUGUCUUUUAUUUUUUUUUUCAUUUGUAUUUCAGUAUUGAGUUUAUAUAUUACCUAUAUACUUUUAUUAUCACUCGUGUAAAAUAUGUGUAGUGUUUUUUUUCUAUUACGUUAGGAGUGCCAUGUUGUUGUUUUUUUCUUUUCUUUUUUUUUUUUUAAAUUGAAGAAUCAAAAUCCAAUUUUUUAAACUGUGUGUUGUACUCUCGUUACAAAAAAAAAAAAAAAAUUAACAAUUUUUUUUUUCGUUUUAAAUUGUGAAAUUUUUUAAAGACUUAUUAAUCCUUCCAUUCUAGUUACUAAUUAUAACUGUACAUUUACGUGGUAAAUAAAUUAAUAAAUGAAUGAAACGUGUUGUUGA